AUGAUUUCUCCCCUGCCCAGUGGUUAUGUCGUCUUCCGGUCCAAGGGUUGUUUAUAUUCAGAUUCGCCUUCAGACAGACCGAUGGAGAAACGCCUUGUCACCGUAGAGUUUACCCAGGAUAGAUUCGCCAUCGUGCGGAUGAGGAAUGGACAAAACCGCCUAAAUUUGAUCUUUCUCGAUAGCCUCAAUCAGGCACUAAAUGAGGUCGAGAGAAAUACAGAUUGCAAGGCGCUAAUAACAACAGGAGAGGGCAAGUUCUACAGCAACGGGUUCGACCUGGACUGGAUGAUGUCUCAGGACAGCGAAACGGUUGUCAGGUUCGACAAGGCAAUCGAGAAUACCAUGUGGAGGGUAUUGCAUUUCCCCCUUCCGACUGUAGCAGCAAUAAACG
Molecule: messenger RNA, 391 nt
Organism: Mizuhopecten yessoensis (Yesso scallop)
Lineage: Eukaryota; Metazoa; Mollusca; Bivalvia; Pectinida; Pectinidae
Product: enoyl-CoA delta isomerase 1, peroxisomal-like
Exons: 2
Biological process (GO): fatty acid beta-oxidation
Cellular component (GO): peroxisome
Molecular function (GO): enoyl-CoA hydratase activity; delta(3)-delta(2)-enoyl-CoA isomerase activity
Source: RefSeq, a predicted model, not a curated record